This is a messenger RNA of Pelodiscus sinensis (Chinese soft-shelled turtle), 930 nucleotides long. NCBI's taxonomy places the organism in Eukaryota, Metazoa, Chordata, Testudines, Trionychidae. The record is from RefSeq and is a predicted model, not a curated record.
AUGGACCUCGGCAACCACACGAUGGUGACUCAUUUCAUCCUCCUAGGGAUCCCCAACACAGAGGGUCUCCAGACCAUCCUCUUCUUCACCUUCUUAGCCUUCUACCUCUGCACCCUGCUGGGGAACCUGCUCAUCUUCUCCGCCGUCCUUGGUGACUGCCGCCUGCACACCCCCAUGUACUUCUUCCUCUCCAACCUCGCUGUGCUGGACAUUGGCCUCUCUUCGGUCAGUGUCCCGAAAUUGCUGACCAUCCUCUGGGGAUGGAGCAGAGUCAUCUCCCUAGCUGGGUGCAUGGCCCAGGUCUUCUUUGGCCACUUUCUGGGCAGCACCGAGUGUCUGCUCUACACCGUCAUGGCCUACGACCGGUACGUGGCCAUCUGCCACCCGCUGCACUACCUGCUCAUCAUGAAAAGGCAGGUAUGCACCCUCUUAGCCACCGGUUCUUGGAUCGCCAGCUCCUUCCAUGCCGCUAUCCUCACCAGCCUGACCUUCACGCUUCCCUACUGCGAGUCCAACGUGGUGGACUAUUUCCUCUGUGACAUCUUCCCCGUGGUCAAGCUGGCCUGCGCGGACACUCAUGUCCUUGAGACCGUGGCCUUCACCAACGUUGGUCUGGUGCCCUUGAUCUGCUUCCCCCUCAUCCUCGCCUCCUACGUCCGCAUCGUCUAUGCCAUCGUCAAGAUGAACUCGGCCCACGCGUGGCGCAAAGCGGCCUCCACUUGUGCCUCCCACCUGGCGGUGGUAACGCUCUUCUUUGGACCCUGCGCUCUGAUCUACACCCAGCCCCACCUGAGCCAGGUGCUGACCUCCAUACACAUCUUCGGCAUCGUGGUGACGCCUAUGCUGAACCCGGUCAUCUACUCACUGAGGAACAAGGAGGUGAAAGUCGCGCUGAGAAAACUGUGGGGGGAUCUCAUGCCGGCACGUUGA